Molecule: messenger RNA, 1643 nt
Organism: Glossina fuscipes
Lineage: Eukaryota; Metazoa; Arthropoda; Insecta; Diptera; Glossinidae
Gene: eEF1alpha1
Product: elongation factor 1-alpha 1
Exons: 2
Coding region: 104-1495 (463 amino acids)
Biological process (GO): translational elongation; translation
Molecular function (GO): GTP binding; translation elongation factor activity; GTPase activity
Source: RefSeq, a predicted model, not a curated record
CUUUGUUCAAGUCUUUUGCCGGAUUAGCAUAGAUUUUGGUGAUUUUCUGUGUUUCGAUUAAAUUUUUAUAUAAGAAAAAAAAAUAUUGUGAAACUCUGCUGUCAUGGGUAAGGAGAAAACUCAUAUUAAUAUUGUCGUCAUCGGCCACGUCGAUUCUGGCAAAUCUACCACUACUGGUCAUUUGAUAUACAAAUGUGGUGGUAUCGACAAACGUACAAUCGAGAAAUUUGAGAAGGAAGCUCAAGAAAUGGGCAAAGGUUCAUUUAAAUAUGCCUGGGUUUUGGAUAAAUUGAAAGCUGAACGUGAGCGUGGUAUCACUAUUGAUAUCGCUCUAUGGAAAUUCGAAACUUCAAAAUACUAUGUGACCAUUAUUGACGCUCCUGGUCACAGAGACUUCAUCAAAAACAUGAUUACUGGCACAUCUCAAGCCGAUUGCGCAGUGUUAAUUGUCGCUGCGGGUACCGGUGAAUUUGAGGCCGGUAUCUCGAAAAAUGGUCAGACUCGUGAGCACGCGUUGUUGGCGUUUACUUUGGGUGUUAAGCAAUUGAUUGUCGGUGUAAACAAAAUGGACUCGUCUGAGCCACCAUACAGUGAAGCACGUUAUGAAGAAAUCAAGAAAGAAGUUUCUUCUUAUAUUAAGAAAAUUGGUUAUAACCCAGCUGCUGUUGCAUUUGUACCCAUCUCCGGCUGGCACGGUGAUAACAUGUUGGAACCAUCCAGUAAUAUGUCGUGGUUCAAGGGAUGGAAAAUCGAACGCAAGGAAGGCAACGCCGAAGGUAAAACACUCAUCGAUGCCUUGGACGCAAUCUUGCCACCCUCCCGCCCUACUGAGAAGCCUUUGCGUUUGCCAUUGCAGGAUGUUUACAAAAUCGGCGGUAUUGGCACAGUGCCCGUCGGUCGUGUCGAGACUGGUGUUUUGAAGCCUGGAUGCGUAGUAGUAUUUGCACCCGCUAACAUCACCACUGAAGUUAAAUCGGUUGAAAUGCAUCACGAGGCCCUCCCUGAGGCUGUUCCUGGCGAUAACGUUGGUUUCAAUGUUAAGAACGUUUCCGUUAAGGAAUUGCGUCGUGGGUAUGUAGCUGGCGAUUCUAAAAACAAUCCCCCUAAAGGUGCUGCCGAUUUUACAGCUCAGGUUAUUGUCUUGAAUCAUCCUGGCCAAAUAGCUAAUGGCUACACUCCCGUAUUGGAUUGCCACACAGCCCACAUAGCUUGCAAGUUCGCUGAAAUUAAGGAAAAAGUUGAUCGCCGUUCCGGCAAGACCACCGAAACAGAUCCGAAGUUUAUUAAGUCUGGUGAUGCCGCCAUUGUCAACUUGGUGCCAUCAAAACCUUUAUGUGUUGAAUCGUUCCAAGAAUUCCCUCCGCUCGGACGUUUCGCUGUACGCGAUAUGAGGCAGACUGUUGCUGUCGGUGUCAUCAAGAGUGUUAACUUCAAGGAUGCUACCGGUGGCAAAGUCACAAAAGCCGCCGAAAAGGCUACCAAGGGUAAGAAGUAGCUGCUUUACCCUAAACAAGAGCAACAACAACAACAGCAACAACAACAAGAACGCACAACAAUAAACUGCUUAAAUUCCAUAAUAGCCAGUAGUAGCCACAACAAUAACAAUACCUAUAGCAGUAGCAGUAGCAGCACCAACAGUAAAA